Molecule: messenger RNA, 2367 nt
Organism: Hemiscyllium ocellatum (epaulette shark)
Lineage: Eukaryota; Metazoa; Chordata; Chondrichthyes; Orectolobiformes; Hemiscylliidae
Product: TOM1-like protein 1
Exons: 16
Coding region: 29-1495 (488 amino acids)
Biological process (GO): signal transduction
Cellular component (GO): membrane; endosome
Molecular function (GO): phosphatidylinositol binding; ubiquitin binding; clathrin binding
Source: RefSeq, a predicted model, not a curated record
UCCGCUCCGGGAUCUGUUUCUCCGGGACAUGGCGUUCGGGAAAACGGGGAAGGAUCCGUUCGAGACACGGACCGGGAAACUGAUCGAGAAGGCAACAGAAGGAACACUGGAAACGGCCGACUGGGCCCAAUUCAAACACAUCAGUGACGUUAUUAACUCCACUGAGGAAGGACCCAAGGAGGCAGUCAGAGCUCUAAAGAAAAGGAUUUCUGGAAACCUCAAUCACCAGGAGGUCAGGCUGAGCCUGAAGCUUAUCGACAUCUGCAUCAGGAAUUGUGGUCCAAGAUUUCACUCCCUCGUUGUCAGGAGAGAGUUUGUGAAGGACGUCCUGGCCAAAGUACUGAAACCAAAGUACAACGCACCCGUUGACAUCCAGAACCACAUCCUGCACCUCAUCCAGUCAUGGGCGACCACCUACCAUGGGCCAGUGAAUAUGAGUGAUGUGCAGGAACUCUACGUGGAAAUGAAACGGAAAGGGUUAAUCUUCCCAACACAGGACGAGGGAUCAACUGGCUCCUGGAAAAGCGAUAGGACAUUAGCCUCACGGGGUCAUACCUCACUGACUACAUCUGUAUCGACAUCGUCAAUGUCCUCAUCAGCAAACGCCCGCACUCCCCAGCCCAGGAACUCCAUCAGACUGCUCCCGGAGCAGGUUGGUAAACUCUACAGUGAGCUCGAUAUGGUGACGAUGAACAUUUCUGUUCUGUCUGCCAUUCUGCUGGAGAAUAUCCCAGGCUCUGAGAGUCCUCAAGACAUGGAGCUGUUAGAGAAACUGCAGGUGACGUGCCGUGCCAUGCAGGAGCGGAUCGUGGUGCUGCUGCUGGAGGUGGAUAAUGUGGACGUGCUCACCAGACUGAUCGAGGCCAACGAUGCACUCAACAACACCUUCCUGCAGUAUGAGAGGUUUCAACGGCGAAGGGAGAGGUUCAGGCUGAUGGAGAAUGAGGUUCCGAGGUCACUGAAGGAUUCUGGGAUUGAGCCCUCAGCUCCCAGCUCUGUUUAUGAUCUGAUCGACCUCACCUGCUCUGCUCCAGCCACUCCGGGUCCUCUGUGUCUGCCUGAGUUCUCCAACCUGAGUCUUGAAAAUGGAAUCUCUGAUGCGAGGGGUACAGGUCUGUCUGCUGCCAACCCCUUCCUGAGGAACAGGGCCCUCCCUGAUAUCCCCGUGCGCAAUGCAGCAACCACUCAGCAGCCACGAGUGGCAGUGCAGAGCUCAGUGAGCAACAGACCCCCUGAACCUCUCUAUGCCAAUGUGGUGUCCCCACAGUCUGUACAGGCCGUACCCUCUGCCUACAGUCUGCUGCCUGAGUCCUCUCACCCCUCCACACUCACAGGCCGGAGCCAGUCGGGAAACGUGAAGAAUGGGAAGGCCGAUCCGAUCAGUUUGGAGUUUGACCCACUAAGCAACACCAACUGCAACACAGAGGCUAUUUAUGAGGAUCUGGAUGUUGCUUUAAACAAGGCGAGGAUUCUCUCUAACAGAACGGCUGAGUGACUGGCACCUUGUCACUGCUUUUGUGGGUAACGGAGAUUGUGUUUGAAUUGGAUCCAAAGGCCAUUUGAGUAAACUGGGGACAGCUUUACCCUGAGGGUGAGCUUCAGAUGGUCACUGCCAUGAAUUAAACACCGUUCACUGAGAGACUGUGGAUCCAUACACAUGACCGGAUUAAAACUUUGUGUAUGCCCGCCAUUGAUACUAACAACAGCCUGCGAUCUAAUACAUCAGUGAGCUCUUCAGGAAAGAAGGAGCAACCUCACAUUGAACAUCCAGAUUCACAAUAAUGUGUCAUGUCUCCUCCAUGGAAAACAUGUCUCUCGUCCCAUUGUCAAUGCUCCCUCUUCACAACAAAACAAGAAACCUCCUGUUUUAAUUUCUUCAGCCUGAGGCACAAUUAUUUCAUCCCUGACACCUUAAAAAAAAAAUUAACAUUUGUCACUGUCUCUUAGGGUAAAAUAAGGGACCCAACGGGAAAAGAGGAAGAUAGCAGCGACAGACAGGAGUUAGGAGACAUGGGAAAAGUGUCCAAGAGGAUGUUAUGGCCUGAGAAAAUUAGGAAAAGACAUUUUCAAUUCACAAUUGAAAUUCUGAUAGUCACAACACCUCAUUUCUGUCAGGGAUGAGAUCAAAGUUACUGACAUUCCAGACCAAAUCAAUCUCUCUUUGUUACUUCAGUGAUUUAUUUCCAGACUCCCACUCCCACCACUGACUCUCACUGGGGUACAGUCCCUCACACACUGACUCACACUGACUCUCACUGGGAUAUGGUCCCACACAGUCCAGGUACGACAUGAAGGUAGUGCCAGAUCAUUUCAAUAUUUAAUUAUAUACGGCUAUAUUUCCAAAUUGCCUUUCGUGACAUUAAAACA